Messenger RNA from Seminavis robusta, 1308 nucleotides. The record is from the annotation of a GenBank genome assembly. NCBI's taxonomy places the organism in Eukaryota, Bacillariophyta, Bacillariophyceae, Naviculales, Naviculaceae.
AUGGUGGCUCCAAUGAACGAUUCAUCCACUUCCUCCGUUUCUUCCAAGGAGGAGCGAGCAACUCUCUACGAACGGCUGGGGGGUGAUGCCAUGAUGAACAUUAUGGUAUGGUCCUUCUUUGACGAAUUGGUGGAGCACCCUGAUAUGAAGCCCUUCUUCAAGAACAUUGCCAUGGUGGCAAUGAAGACUCACACUGUCAAGCUCUUCAAAGUGAUGUUCGGUACCGACGAAGAACAGCCCGAUGAUGAAAACCUUCGUGAAUACCUUCUCCGAACUCACACUCGACUCUUUCGAGACCUUGGACUCGACGCCGGUCACUUUGACACUCUGGCGGGCUGCUUCGUCGAGGGUCUGCAGAGCUUCCAAGUCAGCCAGGAUCUGAUUGAUGAGUGUGUCGCCCUCAUGGCUCCUCUCCGGGUCGUCUUUGAAUAUGGCGCCGAACUUGCCAAGAAGGAAAAGGAAAUGGAUCCAAAGGAACUCAAGAAACUGCCAUGGGCAUCCGCCAAGACCAUUGGCACGGAGGAACCUGCCGUUCUUCCCACACUCGCCAGCAUUGACAUUCCCGAUUGGUUGCCCACCGCUUUGGCCGGCAAGAACGCCACCAAGCAUACCGUCCGUGAAUGGACCUGCGAGCUCACGGAUCGGUUCGGUGCCGAAGGAGACUCCGAGAUUGCCGAUACGUUCCUCGAUCAACCGUGGGUCGAUCAUCACAUUUUCUGUGUGUCCUUCUUGCAACUGGCCUUUUUGCCCGACGACGUUGAUGUGGCACACCGCCAAAAGAUGUUGGAGAUUGUCAUGUACCCCCGGGGGCGUUACUGUGCUCGACUCUCGCGGCAUUUGUUUGAUCGCAUGAUCACUCAGUUUGCCUUGGCCUGCCAAAAGUUGGGCAUGUCGACGCAUCACUCCAAGCCAGCUGAAGAAAAGCUUUUGACCUAUCGUUCUGCCUUUGCUGGCAAGACUGUCAAGGUGGGUGGUGCCACGUGUCCACAUAUCCUCUCCAAAACCUACGAGCAACACAUGGAAAUGGUGAUGGCCCAGGAGAGGGAGAGCAGCAUGCGCAAGUCCUCCAAGAAGAAGAAAAGGAGCAACAAGAAGGCUUUCACAAGGCUCAUUAUGGAAGCUCCCGACUGCUCCGAGACAGAGACUGGGUCGGUUACCUCCAGGGAAACGUUAAACGCGAGCUUCACAAGAGAGGAUGCAUCCAACAGGUCAACCAGCAGGUCAUCCAAGAAAUCCGAGGGCAAGGACUCCAAACGAAAGUCCAAGAUGCCUGAUUUCAUUAAGCGAGUGUUUAAGGCUGGCCAGUAG